This is a messenger RNA of Alosa sapidissima (American shad), 2283 nucleotides long. It is a transcript of the gene tdg.2, whose product is annotated as thymine DNA glycosylase, tandem duplicate 2. Gene Ontology annotation, cellular component: nucleus. Lineage: Eukaryota; Metazoa; Chordata; Actinopteri; Clupeiformes; Clupeidae. Bases 297 to 1508 code for a protein of 403 amino acids. Gene Ontology annotation, biological process: base-excision repair, AP site formation. The transcript is spliced from 11 exons. The record is from RefSeq and is a predicted model, not a curated record. Gene Ontology annotation, molecular function: mismatch base pair DNA N-glycosylase activity.
CUCUAAAUGAUCUGUUUACUAAAUUAAGAAAUUAACAGAUCAUCUGGAAUUGUGGAGUCGAGAGAAACUAGUGUCCACUUCCUCAAAGAUCAAUAUUGGUGUCCAUUUCGAUCAUUCCUGUGAGUGGCGGUAGUGUUCCAUGAGAAGACUCAAAUAACAAAGAAGAAGAACAUCAGUUCGGUCUGGUCUGACCGACGAAUCUGAUCAGUUGUCCAUCUGUUGUUGUCUUUGGAAGCAGAUCCUCCGAUGAGCAUAAGGUUUUUGAUCAUAACGCGUUCAGUAAAACCACCCUUAAGAUGGAAGAAACGAAUUCUUCAAUGACUCUUCCAACGGAUUAUCUCCAAUAUUGGUAUCAAACCAGUCAGCCAUAUUUCCAUGCACCAGAAGCUACGGAGUAUCAUCACAUGAACAAUGUCAAUUAUAACAUGGACAAUGUCAAAGAAGAGCGGGAUAUGGCAGAACUCACUGUCCACCGGGAACCUGCUGAAUACCAUUAUUCUGUGCCACAACAGCCUGCCUCACCACAGAAUACUGCAAUGGCACCCCCUGCUAAGAAGAGAGGUAGACCCCCAAAACACAGAUCUGAGGAUGGUAAGCCAGUGGCUGACAAUGACAACACUCCCAAGAAGGCAAAAAGAACACUUGAUCGAUUUAAUGGUAUGUCACCUGAAGAAGUAAUGACCAAAACCCUGCCCGAUGUAAUCACCCACAAUCUUGACAUAUUAAUAGUUGGAAUUAACCCUGGACUUCUAUCAGCCUACAAAGGACAUCAUUAUCCAAAUCCAGGAAAUCAUUUCUGGAAGUGUCUCUUCCUCUCUGGCCUAACUGAUGAACAGCUCAAUUACAUGCAUGAUCAAACUCUGCCAGAGAGGUAUGGAAUUGGCUUCACCAACAUGGUAGAGAGAACCACACCUGGAAGCAAAGAUCUCUCAAGUAAAGAGAUUCGUGAAGGUGGCAGACAACUGGUAGAAAAGCUCAAGAAAUACAGACCGAGCAUCGCUGCCUUUAAUGGGAAAGGUAUCUAUGAAAUUUUCUGCAAAGAAAUCUUUGGAAUAACAGCAAAGAAUCUUGAAUUUGGCCUGCAGCCAUACAAAGUUCCUGACACACAUACAGUGUGCUAUUUGAUGCCGUCAUCAAGCCCCCGCUGUGCCCAAUUUCCCCGUGCUCAGGACAAAGUGCAUUUCUAUAUUAAGCUCAAAGAGCUGCGGGACCAGAUUAAGGGUAUUGUCCGAACUGCGGACAUUCAAGAGACUGAGUACUCUUUUGACCUAACGUUAGCGAAAGAGGAUGCUAAAAGGGUAGCUAUCAAAGAAGAAAACCAAGAUCCAGGAUACGAGGCUGCCAGUGGGUCAUGGCAAGGGACAGACCAGGGGACCAGUCACUACUCUUUGCACAAUAUGGAUGCACUUUAUCAUGGUGGCCAACAUGGUGACCCGUUGCAGUUUGGAACAUCUACAGAUUUACACAGCCUUCAGCAGAGCACAUACAAGACGGAUCAUUGCACAUAAGACAUGAACAAGCCUGAAACAAGUCUUUACCAAACCAUAUGGACUGUUCUAAAGUUUUUUUUAACCACCCUCGUAAUGCAUGUGGAAAGCCUUGGAGGGGGUAAAAAAAUGCCAGUUCCAGCCUGACCUUUUUUUAUAGGAUUCCUUCCUUCAGAGCUGUUAACUUUUACAGUUUGAUUUUGUAACUAUAAUGGAUGUAAUUUGUAAUGUAUGCCUUUUGUAUCUAUUUAAGGAACGAAAGUGUUUUAUUUGUACUUUGAUGUUGAUGUAAGUGGAACAGUACCUGUAUUUUCUUUUUUCUUUUCUGGAAUGUGGUGUAAGUGGGCAGCACAUUUUCAUUUCUGAUGAAAUCCAUUAAUGGAUGUGGACCAUAACUGUUGAACAUUUUGUUCAAACUUCAUUUAUACUGUGAUUAAAUAUCCAACUGUGUUUGGAUAACAACUGCUAUAAGUGCAAGGCUGAAUUACGUCUUGUCUGACAUGACAAAAAGCCAUGUUGGUACUCAUGUUGGUUGGUAGUCAUUUCAAUGUUUACAUAGGAUCGGCAAGUUAUAUCUAUGUAACUUACCUUCCUUCUAAUUUAAGUGUACUGUUACUUCAUUUAUUGUUUACCUCAGAGGAACAGCUCUAUGGUUGCCUGGUGCUUCUAUUAUGCUGUGUCUCAUGGUUUUAUGCCUAUGUUUCUUAACUAUACCUCAGAAACAGGCUAGUACAGUAGCCUACCUUUGUUACCAUUCACUUUCACCGUCUGAUUGAAAUAAACUAUGUACAUGUGA